AUGCCUUCAGAAGCUGGUCACAGAUUAUACGUCAAGGGUCGCCACCUGAGCUACCAGCGUAGCCGUCACACGACCCACCCGAAGACGAGCCUGAUCAAGAUCGAGGGUGUCGAUGACACCGGUGCUGCCAACUUCUACCUCGGCAAGAAGGUCGCCUAUGUCUACCGCGCACAGAAGGAGAAGCGAGGCACCAACAUCAGGGUGAUCUGGGGCAAGGUCACCAGACCGCAUGGCAACUCGGGAGUCGUCCGCGCCAAGUUCACCAACCCCCUCCCCGCACGAUCUUUCGGCGCGUCUGUUCGCAUCAUGCUUUACCCAUCCUCGAUAUAA
This is a messenger RNA of Phaeoacremonium minimum UCRPA7, 330 nucleotides long. Its product is annotated as putative 60s ribosomal protein l33 protein. Lineage: Eukaryota; Fungi; Ascomycota; Sordariomycetes; Togniniales; Togniniaceae. The record is from RefSeq and is a predicted model, not a curated record. Gene Ontology annotation, biological process: cytoplasmic translation; ribosomal large subunit biogenesis. Gene Ontology annotation, molecular function: structural constituent of ribosome. The transcript has 4 exons. Gene Ontology annotation, cellular component: ribosome; cytosolic large ribosomal subunit. Bases 1 to 330 code for a protein of 109 amino acids.